AUGCAUAUGCCUUAUGGGACGCGAACGGCGGGUAGUUCAGUAACAAGAAAUCAGAAAGCCAAGCUUGCCGCUGAUUACCAAGAAUUAUUAAAAGAACUAUCAACACCUGAAAUAAAAUGUGUUGGAAAUUAUGUUCUGGAGAAUACACUUGGAUCAUAUGGAAAGGUCAAACUAGCAACACACAAAAUUACUGGUCAAAAGGUAGUUUUAGACCAUAUUUCGGGUUCAACUAUCAAAGCUUUGUAUUGUGAAGGUGGAGAAUUGUUUGAUUUUUUAUUUGCUCGUGGAAGACUGAGAGAAAGUUUAGCAAGAAAAAUGUUUGGACAAUUAUAUUUUGGUUUCACCAGAGAAUGUGAAAAUAAAAGAUUGUUGGAAACAAUUUGUGGGUCAACAGGGUAUUCAGCACCAGAAAUGCUCAGUGGAAAAAAAUAUUCCGGGAUAGAAGCUAAAGACUUGAUUAGUUCAAUAUUAAAAUUAGAAUCUUCCGAGCGAUUAUCGUUAAAACAGAUUUUACAGCAUCCAUGGUUUUCAAUAAAGGAUGAUGACGAUGACGAUGACGAUGAUUGGGAUACAACUGAUGAUAUAGAUGAUUUCGAUUCUAUAAUAUCAAAUGAAGAUAAUAUUAAACCAAUGACAAUCAUCUCACAAUCAAAAGAAAAGAAUAGUGAUAUAAAUCAUUUUGAAUAUCUUGAGCGACAACGACAAGAAAUUUUUCAAUCCAAUAAAAAUUCAUCAACAAAUAAUCAAAAUCAAAUGACAUUUAAUAGAUAUAAUAAAAUUGAGAAAGAAAAUACAACAAUUGUACCUUCAGCAUUUAAAACACGAUUUAAUGGAAUUGCAUCUUCCUCUAAUCAAGUUUGGGAACCUUCACCAUUACCACCAAAAGUUACACGAAGAUCUUCAGUUAGUAGUAAAACUCUUAAUGAGAAAAUAUUCUUUACAACCCCCGAAGAAAAAGAAUUAUUGGAAAAGUUUGAUAGUUUGGGUUUAAAUAUUCAAUCAAUAAAAAAUAGUGUUUUGGAAGGUAAAGUGGAUCCAGUUAGUGGAUUAUGGUGGUUAUUAUUAAAUAAAUUAAGGGAAAAGAAAAAAUUAGAAGGAACACAAAAUUUAGUAACAAUGGUUGAUGUAGCUGUUGAUUAUAAAGUAGAUAAAAAUUCUGGAAUAGAAAAUUCUACAAAAGUUCAAAAAGAAAUAAUACCACCUACUCCUCCACCCAAAACAUAUCAUUCUGCACCAGCUUCACGUGAAAGACGAAAAUCUUUGAUACUUUCAUUACCUGAAGCAGUUGAACCUGUUUUAACGACUAUUACAGCUACAGCUUCUCCUCCUUUAUCACCAAAAAAGUAUUCAUCAUUUACAAGUCCAUUAAGUUCUAGAUCAGUAAGAGGUUUAUUUUCAACAAUUAAAGGAUGGUGGGUUGGAACUAAUCAUCAUCCAAAAGAUUAUAAAAAAGGUUGGACUGAAAAUGGAAUAAUUGUUCCCGCUGAACUUUUACAUGCAAGAUCACGUAAAACUUCACCAGGUUUUGAUGGAAUUAAUUUUCAAAGAAGGGCUUCAAUAAUUUCACAUGGAUCAAUAAAAGGGAAAAAAAAGAAUAGAAAUUCUUUACAAGGUAAUAAAAGUCGACGUUCUAAUCUUGCACCAUUAACGAUACCUCCUGUUACACCAUCCGUUGUUCUUUCACAAAAUUCACCUACCGGAAUGUCACCUAUUCCUGGUACACCACCAGCUGCCAGACCUAAAACGAUGUUUACAAUAAAUCGUAGAAAUCCAUUUGCACAUCCAAAUUCUUCAUGGGGACGUAAACAAGUAAAAAGACGGAGUACAGAAAAUAAUAAAAAAGUGAUAUCAAAAAUAGACGAACAAUCCAUAAUUGUAGAAUCAUCAAAAUCGGAACCUAUCAUUAUAGCAUCUCCUCCAUUAACUCCAUCACCCACUUAUCAAAAUAUAAAUAAUGAACCUUCUUUGUCUAUAAAUGAAAAAAAUGAUAAAAUUGAUUCACCGAAAGUAAAAAAAUCACCAAAAGUAGAAAAAUCAUUUAAAGUAGAAAAAUCACCAAAAGUAGAAAAAUCACCCAAAGUAGAAAAUUCAUCCAAAGUAGAAAAAGUAGAUAAGAUAACAGAGGUUAAGAAUAUAGAAUCUAGUGAUGAUGGUGAGGAAUCUGAUAUAUUUGUUGAUGCUGCAAGUGAAAUCGCAUCUCAUCAAUCACGUACUCCUUCUCGUACUCCUUCACCUUCGCCAUCUACAUCUACCACCGCACCUCCAUCACCUAAUGCUUCACCUAUAUUUAAACCUGAUGUAUCUCCACCUUUGUCUCCUACGAAAGGUAAUAAAGAAAUAACUACUUCUCUUCCAUUUUCAUCAAACAGAAAUCAUACAAGGUUGCCAUCAUUCCCUCCUCCUAAUACAAUGAUAUCAAGAGUAAAAGGAAAGAAUUCAGAGACAAAUACAGAAAGACCUCAUCAAUCUGUAUUUAACUUUAUGUCUACAUCUACAGAGUCAUCUCCUGUUUGUAAACAUUCUCAAUCACGUCAAUAUCAUAAUCAUAAUCAUAAUCGUACUCAAUCUUCACCUGUUACGCUUAUUAAAAAUGUUGAUGAAAUUGAGAAUAAUAUUAAGAAUGAAAUUAAGAAUGAAAUUAAAAACAUUGAUAUUAUAUCUAAACAGAGAAAACAAUUUGAAAUACUAGAAUCUGGAUCAAGAAAAGAUUUAUCUCCUUCACUUCCAAAUAUUAUUAAUAUUCCUAAUAAUUCACGUAAUCCCUUACAAAAUAGAAUACCAAGAACAAAUGUUAGGAAUGAAAAGCACAAUUCCAAUAGUAAUAAUAAUUUGACUAGUUAA
Messenger RNA from Diversispora eburnea, 2841 nucleotides. The record is from the annotation of a GenBank genome assembly. Lineage: Eukaryota; Fungi; Glomeromycota; Glomeromycetes; Diversisporales; Diversisporaceae.